UCACAGGUAGAGAGUAGAGGGUAAGAGCGUGUGGGUGAGGCGGUUGGCCUUGGCCUUUCAUAGUUUUCAUGUCCUUUGCGGGCGGCCGAAACUGAAAGCUCAAAGCUCAAACUCAGAGAAAUGAUGGCGUCUCAUACCCUCUCAUCGCUGAGUGUAUCGCCCACUUGGAGUUGGGGAAGGCAAUCUCCUUUAGCUUCUCCUACUACUUCUGUAUCUUCAUCCGCAUCUUUCGCUUCUCGCCGGCGCCGGAGCCACGUGGUUUGUAUGGCCCCAGAUGAAGAGAAGCUGACUCGCCGCAACCCUCUCGAUUUCCCAAUUGAGUGGGAGAGGCCUAAGCCGGGGCGGAGACCUGACAUAUUCCCACAGUUUAGUCCUAUGAAGACACCAUUACCGCCUCCGAUGCCGUAUGACCCGCCGGAGGAAGAUGAGGAGGAGGAGGAGAAGAAAGAGGAGGAAGAAGAGCAAGAGCAAGAAGAGGACUCUCCGGAAAAGAUUGACCCAGAUAAGAAUAAUUCUGUCUUUGGAUUCUGGUAGAACCUGGAUCGGUUCCCUUUUUGUUUUCUGAGUUGAGUUUGUUAGUACUUGUAGUGUUGUAGUUAAUAAGGAGUAUGCUUCUGUAUGAGUUGAAUAAUUAUUUAUGGUAUGUGAUGAUGAUUUUUGGGUAUCGAA
Rosa rugosa (rugosa rose) is the source of this 669-nucleotide messenger RNA. RefSeq names its product histone chaperone ASF1. The record is from RefSeq and is a predicted model, not a curated record. The transcript has 2 exons. Bases 121 to 534 code for a protein of 137 amino acids. NCBI's taxonomy places the organism in Eukaryota, Viridiplantae, Streptophyta, Magnoliopsida, Rosales, Rosaceae.